UCCAAGCGCGCACCCGUGGGAGUUGGCACAGCGUGCCCGAGCGCGCGGCGAGUCGCUCAAGUCUCGUUUGGACUUUUGGACGACGACAUGAAGACAAACGAAUAACGAGCAGCGGCAGCGGGAUCGGCGGCAGCGGCGAGCAUCCUCAUUGGCUGGAGGAGGACCAGUGGGCGAGGCUUCUCAAGAGCACUAACCCGGGCUCUUCUUGACCAGCAGAAUCAACAUGAGGCUCAGGUGCUUCCUGAUGCUCCUGACCAGCACCACUGUUCUUGGGGGCGACGACACGGAGCUUUGCGCCGGGCGAGACUGUUCCGCCUGUCGAUGCUUUCCGGCGAAGGGAGCGAGGGGCUCUCCGGGGUCUCUUGGGCGGCAGGGUUCUCAGGGACCCCCAGGCUUCCCAGGCCCUCAGGGUCCUCCAGGAGAGAAAGGCAAGCGAGGGACUGAAGGCCCAGCAGGACGUCAGGGGCCAAAGGGAGACGCGGGAGCUGUGGGCGUUCCCGGAUUUCCUGGUUUAGAGGGAGUCCCGGGUCACCCGGGCCCAGCCGGCGGUCCCGGUUUUCCAGGUGUGGACGGGUGUAACGGGACGAGAGGAAGGCCGGGAAAGCCCGGACAGCCUGGAGAACAAGGGCCUCGUGGUGACGUGGGUUUUCAAGGAGCAAAGGGAUUUCCAGGGGAGCCAGCGCUCUUCUUCCUCCAGUACCCCGGAGUGCCCGGUGUCGCCGGCCUCGGGGGACUUCCUGGUCUGCCGGGUGGACCGGGUCCCAGAGGUUCGAGAGGAUUAGCGGGUCCGGUUGGUCCUGAUGGAUUCAAUGGUAUCCCUGGCCUGCCAGGUUCCAGAGGUCCCCCUGGCGAACGAGGUAGAUCGGUGCCGGGACCGCAAGGAGAUGAGGGGGAGCAAGGCUUACAGGGGCCUCCGGGGCCAUUUGAGUAUGUGGACCCCCCAGAGGAUUUCUACAUCAAAGGAGAGCAGGGUCCGGCGGGGCCUAAAGGGCGUUGUGGAGCUCAAGGCCUGCCAGGUCUGGAUGCCCUUCCUGGUGUCAAGGGAGAAAAAGGGAUUGUGGGACUUCCUGGACCCAGGGGACUCCCAGGACGCUUGGGUCUACCCGGUUACAAAGGAGCCAAGGGCGCUGUAGGAAGUUCUGGUCUUCCAGGUCUGAUCGGACAAGAAGGACCAAAGGGCAUGGUGGGAGAUCCUGGUUUCAAAGGCCUCCCGCAGGAAAUUGUCAUCACACUUCCGGGUGACGCUGGAGAUCCAGGGACUCCAGGACCGACGGGACCUCCAGGAGAUCGUGGAUUCAUGGGAGCACACGGGCCCCGAGGAUCCCCUGGUCGAUCCAUACCGGGACUGGCAGGUGUGCCGGGAGCAAGGGGGACUCCAGGAAGCAGAGGUGACAAAGGAGAUCCGGGUCAAGUUUUCACAGAUCAAGAAGCAUUUCCUGGGCAAACUGGAAUACCGGGAAGAGCAGGACCCAAAGGAGCAAAAGGACAACCAGGGAGGCCAGGCUAUUACUGCCUUCCUGGAGUGCCAGGAGAACCUGGAGAACUCGGUGAACAAGGGCCCUCUGGGGCACCGGGUGAUCAUGGAUUCAAAGGUCGACAAGGUGAAUGCUCCUGCGGUCCUCCAAUUGUGGUGAGGGGACCCCCAGGACCAGGGGGGAAGCCCGGUUUGGUGGGGUAUCCAGGGUCCCCAGGAGCCCAAGGACCAAGAGGGGAGAACGGCUGCGCGGGAGACACAGGUGUUUCUGGCCAGCCGGGCCUGGGUGGCUUACCUGGUAUCAAAGGGUUCAAAGGUCAAAAGGGAGACUUCAUUGUGGUGGAAAUCAAAGGCAAGUUGACCAGCUUUGACUGCCAGUUUGAGAUAGAUUGCUCAAACGUGUUUCCAGGCAAAAAGGGCGAAAGAGGGGAGUUGGGUCUUGCGGGUAGACAAGGUUUCCCUGGAAGAGGAGGACAGGAUGGACUCCCAGGACUCCCUGGAAUCCCUGGACCUCAGGGAGAAAGUUACUCCGCUUCUCCGGGGGACCAAGGCCUUCCAGGUCUUCCUGGCCCCAAAGGACUAACCGGACAAACUGGCCCCCAGGGAUCAGGCAUAGUUGGAGCAAUUGGAAAGCGGGGGGACCCAGGAGCCCCAGGAUUUCCAGGUUUCUCUGGCUUCCCUGGCGUGAAAGGUGUUCAAGGCGAAACACUUCCUUGUAUACCCAGAAACCCUGGACCCCGAGGACAGAAAGGGGAGGCAGGAGAAACAGGCCCGAGAGGGCUUCCUGGUCCUCGUGGUUUCAACGGAUUCACAGGACCUGAUGGACCUAAAGGAGAAACAGGACAGUCUGGACCUGCUGGACCACCUGGACUAGCAGGACCAAGAGGUUUUAUUGGAGAUACCGGAGUUGAAGGACUUGAAGGAUUCAGUUUUACUGGAGAGCCAGGCUCGCCAGGUGCACCAGGCACUCCUGGACUUAGAGGGCAAGCUGGAGAUUCUUAUGUGGGGACCUCAGGACCCAUUGGCUUUCCAGGGCUUGCUGGCUCUCCUGGACCUAAAGGAGUCCCAGGUCAACCUGGUACCCAAGGUUUCCAAGGGGUCCCAGGUCUACCUGGGGUUCCAGGACCAAAGGGCCAGAGAGGACAGGAUGGUGCACCGGGCAGCAUUGGCCCCCCUGGCCCUAUCGCUGAUCUGUGCAAAAGAGGAAAACCUGGUCCCGCAGGUCCUUUUGGUCCACAAGGAGCCAGUGGUCCCCAGGGAUGUUUUGGGGAGAAAGGUGACGUGGGUGAACCAGGAUCUCCAGGCUAUGGACCCCCUGGCCCUGUGGGCAAACCAGGGUCUCCUGGCUUUCCUGGCUAUCCGGGGCUUCCGGGCACCCCUGGUUCAAGUGGAGACUCUGGAUUUGCAGGUUGGGAUGGACGGAAAGGUCUGAUGGGACCCCUUGGUAAGAACGGUGUCCCAGGAGUGCGAGGAUUGAUUGGGUUCCCAGGAUACCCAGGGAGGCCAGGAGAGAGAGGACCUCGUGGACAAGAUGGCAAGCCAGGAUGUCAAGGUCCCACAGGAGAGAAGGGAUGUAAAGGCUACCCAGGACCGCCUGGGAAGACGCUGGGUGUCCCAAUCAAAGGUGCGAGGGGCAAACCUGGUCCUCCUGGCGUCAACGGUUUCCCCGGUGCACGAGGAAAUAAGGGUGCACAAGGUCUUGUGGGCAAGCCUGGGUACCCAGGCAUCAACAUGCCCUUGGGUAUCAGCGGGCCCCCAGGUCCCCCAGGGAUUACGGGCAAACCGGGGAUUUCCGGAAGACCUGGUCAUCCUGGACCAUCCGGUUUCCUUGGCUUACCUGGAGAAACAGGAGACACAGGUGACCCAGGAUCCGCUGGAAGGCCCGGUGAACACGGUCGACAAGGACGUCUCGGAUCCAAAGGCGAUCAAGGAGAGUCUCGGAGUCGACCUGGUUUACCUGGAGACAAGGGGCCUUCUGGAGACGCUGGGCCUCAAGGUGCUUCUGGACCUCAAGGUGAACCUGGAGCACUUGGUUUCAUUGGCGAGCCAGGCCAGAGAGGCUCCAAAGGGGAUCUGGGACAGCCUGGGGAGCAAGGACCACCAGGUGUGAUUGGGCCCCCAGGCCCCAGAGGUCGGCCAGGGGUUCCGGGUCUUCCUGGCAAUACGGGUGCUGACGGUCCCGCUGGACCGCAGGGCAUCUUUGGACUCCAAGGUCCUCCUGGACCGCUGGGACGUCAUGGCCUCGACGGACUAAAGGGGGUGAAAGGAGACAUUGGCACCAGAGGUCUCGGUAUUCCAGGUUCUCAAGGUUCUCAAGGUCUUCCGGGAGAUAAAGGCCCUUCCGGUCCUCCAGGUCUCCCAGGUUCAUCGCAGCCUGGACCUCCAGGACCUAAAGGCCCUUCAGGAGCUCGAGGGCCACAAGGACAAAUUGGGCCAUUGGGUGAAUCUGGACCUGCCUGUAAAAAUCCUCCCUCUGGUAUUUCGGGAGAUCCUGGAGACCCUGGACCAGAUGGAGAGUCAGGUUUCCCCGGCGACAUGGGGGAUUCGGGUCCUAACCCUCCAGUUCCUGGUGAUGAUGGGGACAGCGGAGACAACGGAUGCCCUGGCCUAAAGGGAGACAAAGGACUUCCAGGGCCCAAAGGACAAGCAGGCACAAGUGGAAAUCAAGGGUUAAAAGGUGAGCGAGGUUCUCCAGGUCUGAUGGGGAUACCUGGAAAUCCGGGCUCAAGAGGUUUGCCGGGACCAACCGGACCUCUCGGGUCUCAGGGCUGUACGGGUCAGGCGGGUCCAAAGGGAGAGAUGGGCAGAGUUUUUCCCUGCUCCACUUACCCCUCACCCCCACAGGGCCCUUCGGGACCCCCUGGGCUACCUGGUCUACUGGGAAAUAUAGGUUUUCAGGGAGACGAUGGAUUUGAGGGACUCAAAGGUAAGAAAGGGGAUGCCGGGUGCAUUGGGCCCCGAGGCCCUCUAGGGCCACCGGGGCCUGUUGGGGAGCCAGGUCGACGAGGCCUGGAGGGUGAGAGAGGUGCGGUGGGAGCCAAAGGGGAUCCUGGUUUGACCGGAGACCGUGGACCUCCCGGACCGUCCAGACCCGUGAACGCAGGCUUCCUAAUGGUCAUCCACAGCCAGUCCAAAAUGCCUCCAUCUUGUCCUCAGGGGAUGCAAACCCUGUGGUUGGGAUACAGUCUCUUGUACCUGGAAGGCCAGGAGAAAGCGCACACUCAGGACCUCGGUCAGGCGGGCUCGUGCAUGCGCGUCUUCUCCACCAUGCCCUUCGCCUCCUGUAACAUGGGAACGUGCUCGUACGCCGGCCGCAACGACAAAUCCUAUUGGCUGUCGGCCACGGCCGCCGUGCCCGCCUUGCCCGUGGGCGGAGCCUCCAUCCGAGAGCACAUCAGCCGCUGCGCCGUUUGUGAGGCGCCCUCUGCCCCCGUGGCCCUACACAGCCAGUCGCCGGUGGGGCCGUCGUGCCCCUCGGACUGGGCAAGCCUGUGGACCGGCUUCUCCUUCCUCAUGCACACGGGCGCCGGCGACGAGGGCGGCGGUCAGUCGCUGACGUCGUCGGGAAGUUGCCUGCGGGACUUCCGGCCGCAGCCCUUCGUGGAGUGCCAGGGCCCCAGGGGGACGUGCCACUACUUUGCCAACAUUUACAGUUUCUGGCUAACGGCGACCGAUGCUGCCGACAGCCGCCAGCACGCCGCCAAGGUGGGACGCUGCAACGUCUGCAUCAAGGUGGCCCAGCCCUGAACGCCAAGCGCCCGCUUUUGCUCACCACAACUUCAAAUUAAAACAAAAUAUAUCUUUUGGA
Messenger RNA from Syngnathus typhle (broad-nosed pipefish), 5282 nucleotides. RefSeq names its product collagen, type IV, alpha 4 (gene col4a4). Bases 224 to 5221 code for a protein of 1665 amino acids. Gene Ontology annotation, molecular function: extracellular matrix structural constituent. Gene Ontology annotation, cellular component: collagen trimer. Lineage: Eukaryota; Metazoa; Chordata; Actinopteri; Syngnathiformes; Syngnathidae. The record is from RefSeq and is a predicted model, not a curated record. The transcript has 47 exons.